Messenger RNA from Rangifer tarandus platyrhynchus (Svalbard reindeer), 249 nucleotides. The record is from the annotation of a GenBank genome assembly. NCBI's taxonomy places the organism in Eukaryota, Metazoa, Chordata, Mammalia, Artiodactyla, Cervidae.
AUGUGGCUAACGGCCGUUCGUGGAAAGGACUGGCCCCCUCCCCAACCUGCGCUGCAGCCACACUCAGGGUCAGAAGAAGAGCCUCAAGAGGACCAGACUCUGCUGCACCGCGAUGCUGGGACGCUGGGACGCCUCCCCGGGGGCAGGGGAUGGCGGGAGGGGCAGGAGGAAGCCCUGGCGCAGAGGGGGAUGGUGCCCCUGGAAGACCCUGAGUGGCCUGUGGUCAGACCACCAUUUGGAGAGAUUUAA